ACUUGAAAAGUGAACACAGCAUGCUUAGAAAUAAUUCUCAAGCUAUUAUAGACCUGGAACUUAUUGCUGAUAUUAUAUUUGUGUUUUACCAUUCCUUUCGACAACUACAACAAUAACUCAGAGAAGAAAGAACAAGAAGUGAAAAGUCUAUGAAAACGAAUGGUUAGCCUAUUUGAUGGAAUUAGUCAAAUGACAUGUAAUGGUCAGAACUCGUCAAACGGCCUUCCAUUUUUUGGCCAGUCCUGUUGGGAUAAUUCUGGUUCGCUGGUUACCGUUACACCCGGAGCUACGGAAGUCAUCAAAGCUGUCUGGAUUAUUUUUGCUACCAUAGCGAUUCUGACGUUGAAUAUUCUAAUGAUUGUUGUACUUCACAGUCGAAAUCAUUCUCGCUACCUUAGGCAACAACCAAGGAUGUUCAUGACGUCAUUAGCCUGUACUGACCUCGCUGUUGGACUUUUUGUGACACCCUUCAGCGUGUUUCCUGCCCUCUACCGGUGCUGGCCUUUCGGUCGUUUUCUUUGUGCAAUGGAAGCUUUGCUCAUUUCGGCCUUGUUCCACGAAUCAACUUUAGCUUUGAUGUGUGUAGCUAUAGAUCGAUACAUCUGUAUCGUCUUCCCCUUGCAAUAUCACACGUGGAUGACUAGAAAGGUUUUAACCUCGUUCUCAUAUCACAAUAACUACACUUCAAAUAAAGUCUGCCUGCUAAUGAUUCUCAGUUCAUGGUUUUUUUCGGUAACUGCUUAUUGUAUAAUGAUUUAUCCUUCUGGUGACUAUUACUUUGACACUGAUGGGAUUCAGGUGUGUGAACCGUACUACGCCAACAAAACCAUCAUUAUUCUGGCGUGUACCUUGUUUUUCUUCCCUCCUUUAGUCAUCAUCCUGUUUUGCUAUGUCGCAAUCUUAUAUAUAGCACGCAAGCAAAUAAGGACAGUGUAUGUGGCGCCAUCUACCAUUGAUGAUAAUAUACGUCGAUGCAGCAGUGUGCAAGAGAUUCAAACGAAAGAGAAGAUUAGAAACUACCGAUCAGCAUUAACAGUGGCUGCGAUAGCUUUAGGCUUCGUGGCUGGAGUGACUCCUUGGACGAUGACGCAACUCAUUACGUCAGUUCUUGAAAGCUCGCCCUCUAGUGACUUGGAGUUUACCGUCACUUGGAUUGCUGUCAGCAACAGUUUUUGGAAUCCGAUAAUUUACGGUGUACUUAAUAAAUCGUUUAGGUCAAUAGCUUUGGAUAUCCUACGUAGAAUGUUUUGGAAGGCACAGCCUUCUUUUGAUCCAACUGCCAUGGCAACCAAUGCUCAUCUGGAAACACAUGGAAGAUAGUAUCUUUUUC
Limulus polyphemus (Atlantic horseshoe crab) is the source of this 1330-nucleotide messenger RNA. RefSeq names its product beta-2 adrenergic receptor-like. Bases 160 to 1320 code for a protein of 386 amino acids. Gene Ontology annotation, biological process: G protein-coupled receptor signaling pathway. The transcript is spliced from 4 exons. Lineage: Eukaryota; Metazoa; Arthropoda; Merostomata; Xiphosura; Limulidae. The record is from RefSeq and is a predicted model, not a curated record. Gene Ontology annotation, molecular function: G protein-coupled receptor activity. Gene Ontology annotation, cellular component: membrane.